AUGUAAAGGAAGCAGUAAUACGAAAGUGAUUUCAAUAAUUUUUAAGAAGCCAACAAAGUUUCACUUGAUUAAAUGUACUAUAAACAAGACCUUAAUGAAAAACACAAAGAGACAUGCCUCAAAAAUGCCAAGACUUUUGAAUUGUUUGCCACCUGUAUGGAAAGACAUGAGGGCAAAAUAGAUAAUAUUGCUAAAUACCUCUCGAUGAAGAUGCUCUUUAUUGAAAAAUAAGCACUACAAUGCUAUAAAGUAAACACAAAUGACAGAGAAUACGAAAGUUGCCAUCAAAGAGUUGAACAGCAGCUUCAUGAUGUCUACAGUGAAUACUACCAAGGUUUACUUCACCUUUGA
This is a messenger RNA of Paramecium tetraurelia, 351 nucleotides long. RefSeq lists its product as uncharacterized. Lineage: Eukaryota; Ciliophora; Oligohymenophorea; Peniculida; Parameciidae. The record is from RefSeq and is a predicted model, not a curated record. The transcript has 2 exons.